UGUCAAACAGAAAUCCUCUGGAGAUAACUUCACUGUCACUGGUAGUCACUCACCACAGCUGCACCAUGGGGAAGCAGAAGUUCUACCUGGACAAACUGGCCCGGACGUUCCAGAUCCGCAACCGGCUGCUUAGGCAAGGCCUGGCCGAGUGCCUGGGGACCCUCAUCCUGGUGAUGUUCGGCUGUGGCGCGGUGGCCCAGGUGGUGCUGAGCGCUGGCUCUCAUGGCUUGUUCCUCACGGUGAACUUCGCCUUCGGCUUCGGCGCCACUCUGGGUAUCCUGGUCUGCGGACAGGUUUCAGGUGGCCAUCUGAACCCCACUGUGACCUUCGCCCAGUGCCUACUCGGGAGAGAACCAUGGAUAAAGUUCCCAGUGUACUUCCUGUUUCAAACCCUGGGGGCCUUCUUGGGUUCUGGAGUCAUUUUCGGCUUGUACUACGAUGCAAUGUGGGACUUCGGCAAAAACGAUCUCAUUGUUGUUGGGGAAAAAGCCACAGCCGGGAUCUUUGCCACCUACCCUUCAAAUCAUCUGACCCUCCUCAAUGGUUUCUUUGACCAGCUGAUUGGCACGGCGGCACUGAUCGUGUGCAUCCUGGCGAUCGUGGACCCUUACAACAACCCCAUCCCCCGGGGCCUGGAGGCCUUCACCGUGGGCUUUGUGGUGCUGGUCAUCGGCCUGUCCAUGGGCUUCAACUCUGGAUACGCCGUCAACCCGGCCAGGGACUUCGGACCCCGUCUCUUCACCGCUCUGGCAGGCUGGGGCAGGGAGGUGUUCACGGCCCAUUCAUACUGGUUCUUCGUGCCCAUUUUUGCCCCCUUCCUGGGCACAGUGGUAGGGGUGCUGGUGUACCAGCUGACGGUGGGUUUCCACGUGGAGGGAGAGGCGCGGGACAAGAUGGAGGCGACAGAAGACGAGCGUAUCAAGCUGUCGAACGUCGCGACCAAAGAUGCGGCGUGAGACCGACACAUAGCCUUGGGUCUUAUCCAAAACCUUACCCCACCUCCUUGUUUUGCCCCUCCUUCACCUGUCAUAAACGCCCUUACCUCUUGACUGGGCAGUGCCCCCUGUUGUUGGCUCACUGAACUCAAACUGCAGUCACUUGUCCUGAUGGGAUUGGGGCAGUAACACCUGAAGAGUGUGUGUCCGUUCUCCAGCUUCAGUGCCUGUGGACAAUGCACAAACCCAUCGUUUCCUCUACCCACUUCAUCUUCUUGCAGCUCUUUGAUUUGUGGGGGCGGGGUUUUUUCCUGAUUUGAUCACAAUCCAGGCUUUCCACCAAUUUAAAAAAAAAUGGUUGCUCCCUGUCUGCACUGACAUAGAAUUAUAUUAAUUCUCUGAUAUCUGAUAUUCUCCCAAAAACAAGGAAAUCCUGUAACUUAGUUUUGAAUCCCUGUGCAGACAGUAUUCUCUGUUUUAUAAUGUAUAGUAGAUUUAUAUAUAUUUGUAUAGAAAAUGCUUUUCUUUACGAAACUUCCAGAGCAAAACGUAAUCGUUUUUGUUAACAUUUGCGACAAAUUGGUUUUAAUUUUGUCUGAAUCCUUUAAAUUUCACCUGGUAGUGCUUUAAAGGACUGAUGGUGCUGUGUCCUUUCGAUUGACUAAUGAGGUAAGUGUAGACAUACUGAGUUUUGGUAUGUGAAUGUGUCCUGGUCAAGAGUGAGAGAGAGAGAAAAAAUAGAUCUAUAUUCCCCCAUAAUCACAACAGUACAAAAUAUGUUUAAAAAGUUCAGCACUAAUUCUAACAAAAAAAUAUCUAUCAACUUGGAUUCCAAAGCUAGUAUGUCAAUGUCAAGUGUUUAUGCUUAAAAUGACCAAAAAAGCACAUCCCAUGUAAAAGAGCUAAUUUCAAAGAUUUGUAAAUCAUUUUACCUUGCUUGCUGUCUGUACUCUGAAGAGGCCAUGCCAAGGAAAGUCAUUUCGAAAAGCUUCCUGGCAAAGCUGUAAAUACUGUUACUGCUUUUAAUCUCAGAGUUUGUAUACUUUCCUGAUUCUCACUUAAACGAAAAGGCAUUUAUCGUGAGCUCUAUUGCAAUGCAAUGCAUUUGUAUUUUGUAUUUUAUGAAAAAUGUUUUGUACGUUUAAUGGGCCAGGGAGAUUUUGUUGUUUGUUUUUGUGUUACAAUAAAGGCUUUUUUUUCUUAUAAA
Messenger RNA from Anguilla anguilla (European eel), 2142 nucleotides. RefSeq names its product aquaporin-3-like. Gene Ontology annotation, cellular component: plasma membrane; basolateral plasma membrane. The transcript is spliced from 6 exons. NCBI's taxonomy places the organism in Eukaryota, Metazoa, Chordata, Actinopteri, Anguilliformes, Anguillidae. Gene Ontology annotation, molecular function: urea transmembrane transporter activity; water channel activity; glycerol channel activity. Gene Ontology annotation, biological process: water transport; glycerol transmembrane transport. Bases 66 to 956 code for a protein of 296 amino acids. The record is from RefSeq and is a predicted model, not a curated record.